AUGUCGAAAGGUAAAAAUGUCGAAAAUAAAAACAUCGACAACGACAAUGGUACAAAUGCCGAAAGGUAGAAAUGUUGAGAAUGAAAGUUUAUGGAAAGGG
Molecule: messenger RNA, 100 nt
Organism: Adineta ricciae
Lineage: Eukaryota; Metazoa; Rotifera; Eurotatoria; Adinetida; Adinetidae
Source: the annotation of a GenBank genome assembly